Messenger RNA from Bactrocera latifrons, 846 nucleotides. RefSeq names its product heat shock protein 27. The record is from RefSeq and is a predicted model, not a curated record. The transcript has a single exon. The coding region runs from base 323 to 787 and encodes 154 amino acids. Gene Ontology annotation, molecular function: protein folding chaperone. NCBI's taxonomy places the organism in Eukaryota, Metazoa, Arthropoda, Insecta, Diptera, Tephritidae. Gene Ontology annotation, biological process: protein refolding; response to heat.
AACCUAAGCUGAGUUUAUUUGCACAGCGCGGAAAUCGUGUUCGGACGUAGUCAGCCGUAUCCCCGGGAGCCGGAGUGAGCAAACGCCAUCGAGCGUGAAAUUAUCGACAGUGAAAAGUGUGGAAUUUAUUUCAAUUAAACUGAAAAGAAGAACUCAAAGAAAGAAGCACAGUUUAAAAAGAACAUUCAGAGCAACAAGUAAUCAAGCUAAAGUGCAAAAGAUUUAUUCCAAGUCAAAGGAAGGACAAACAAAAAUUACACACAUCCUUAUGCUGUGUUCGGUGAAAAAAAUAGAAGAAUUUGCUACUUUUUCUGCCUAAGCCAUGGCCGUUGUACCAUCGUCCACAAAUCUCAACGAUUGGGAUUAUUGGGAUUAUCGACGACGCCUUUGGCGUGACUUGGAUCUCGUCGACUGGGACCUGCCGUACUGGAAGCGUUUGGCACGCUUCAAUUCCUCACCCGAUCUGAGUCGUGUGAUUGUGGGCAAGGAUGGCUUUGAGGCGAAUGUCGAUGUGCAUCCUUUCAAGCCUUACGAAAUUCAAGUGAAGACUGUGGGCGACACCGUCGUGGUGGAGGCGAAACACGACAAGCGGCGAGACGGUGACAACUAUGUGGGACGACAUAUAGUAAAACGUUUCGUCCUGCCACGUGGUUUCUAUCCGAACGAUGUGCGUUCAGAACUCUCCUCAGAUGGCAUCUUGACCAUUAAAUGUCCACCACCAGCGCAAGUCGAACGCAGCGUCUAUGUGCGACAAGUGGGCCUACCAUACCUGAGCAUUAAGAACUGACGUGCAGCUAAGUGAAGACGAAAGGAUGUUUCUGUAUCUCGCAGUUGUUGUAAUUAAAA